Ostertagia ostertagi is the source of this 699-nucleotide messenger RNA. The record is from the annotation of a GenBank genome assembly. Lineage: Eukaryota; Metazoa; Nematoda; Chromadorea; Rhabditida; Trichostrongylidae.
AUGAUGCAAGACGUAACCGGUCAAACCCAAACAACCGCUCAGCUCAGACCAGAACAUCGGAAAAUGGUUGUACUAGCGCUUUCCAAUAAACAGGUCAAAAAGCUAGUGCUAAUGACAGCUGAAGGAAACGUCUGGAAUCAUCGAGAGAAUGCCUUUGAGAAAGUACUGUUCUUCUUUGAUACAGGCGCGCAAAAGACUAUAAUCGAAGAGGCACUGGCCGAUCGACUAGGUCUACCUAGAAUCACCACCGAAACCUGCGUAAUGUCAGGCAUAGGCGGACAUACUGAAAAAUUUGAGAGUCAUUUAGUUUCUCUCAAAGUGUGCAGCGCACAUGGGCAAGAAAUAGAAAUGUCUAUUAAGACAAAACCUAUUCUACCUGCGGGUUCCCUUCAAGGCGAACGUCAAAUACCACAUAUUUUGGUGGGGCUCGACCGCUAUUAUGGUCUUGUCAUUUCGAAUAAAGCCGAGAGAGAUGUAUUGCUUCCCUCUGUUGGGAUCUUUAGCUUGCGCUGUACUCGACUUGAGUUCUAUUUGUGUCUCGCCGAUCUGACAUUCAAUACAACCCACAGCUUCUAUGAUCCUAGAGGCAAGGGUGCUAAGAACUUACAAGCCAACGAUGUACAGGAAGAGAUGCAGGCGCACCGACACCAACAGCUGCUCGGGGAGGCGACCUUUCGUGAGGUAGAGGCGAACAAUUGA